Messenger RNA from Ostertagia ostertagi, 396 nucleotides. Lineage: Eukaryota; Metazoa; Nematoda; Chromadorea; Rhabditida; Trichostrongylidae. The record is from the annotation of a GenBank genome assembly.
GAUGGCUGGGAAACAACGAUUCCUGUAGAAAUUCUCACUGGCGUGGAGCGUUUCUACGAUAUACGCUCCAUUGUGAAACAGAAGAAGAACGACGUUCUGCUGAUUGUUCCGCUGGGUCGAUGUGGCCUUGAUAUAAAAACCUUGCGAAAAGCGGUAAAUAUUUGGCGAACAGUGCCUGAUCGAAGGGUUGUAAUUCACUGUACUGGGUCACCUAUGUUGACCGUCAAUAUUAUUCAUAAGAUGAUUCUCUCGCCAUCGCUCAAUAGUGACCAACUGAUAACUGGUUUUGAGCAAAUGAUUGAAUUACUUGAUGUUCAUCCUAGUCUACAUGUUGUUACUCGGGAACAAGCAGAUGGUGGGUUCUUUGGUAUUCGUAUGACUCACUUUUUAAUAUAA